Messenger RNA from Nicotiana attenuata, 645 nucleotides. RefSeq lists its product as uncharacterized. The transcript has a single exon. Lineage: Eukaryota; Viridiplantae; Streptophyta; Magnoliopsida; Solanales; Solanaceae. The record is from RefSeq and is a predicted model, not a curated record. Bases 1 to 645 code for a protein of 214 amino acids. Gene Ontology annotation, molecular function: catalytic activity.
AUGGGGAACAGGGCAAUGAUCCUUGUACCAACACUGAGGGGGAACUCGAACCCUACCAGGGAAAUACUAGAGAAUGGUCACAACCCAACCCCAAAUGUCAACAUGUUUAAUCCUACAAAUUUUAUAAUAUGGAAUAUUAGGGGAGGAAAUAAUGAGGACUUUAGAAGAAACUUCAGGGAUCUCAUUGACACACACAGGCCAUGCAUGGUAACACUGCUUGAGACUAGAAUGCAAUCCCAUGCACCACUUCUACACGAGUUUGGAUUUUCUGAACUCAUUGAGGUACCAGCAGAUGGACAAGCUGGAGGCAUGGUGCUUCUUUGGGACCAUACCAAGGUGACUGUCCAGAAUGCUGUGCGUAGAAACCAUGGAAUACAUGCAACAAUUGAGGUUCAUCCUACUAACCUUAAAUGGCUUUUUUCAUCUUUAUAUGCUAGCACUAAUACUGUAGAUAGAGAUAUUAUGUGUAAUAACCUGAAAAAUAUAGCUGACUCUCAUAAGGACUCAUGGCUAGUAGGAGGGGAUAUUAAUGAUGUGUUUAGUGCUGAUGACAAAAUUGGUGGGAGACCCCUUAAUCGUAGACGUGAUUUUAAGCUCUGGGAUAAUUUGAAUAACUAUAAACUUCAAGAUUUAGGCUAUAAAUGA